Messenger RNA from Galleria mellonella (greater wax moth), 1915 nucleotides. RefSeq lists its product as uncharacterized. Gene Ontology annotation, molecular function: zinc ion binding; nucleic acid binding. The transcript is spliced from 2 exons. NCBI's taxonomy places the organism in Eukaryota, Metazoa, Arthropoda, Insecta, Lepidoptera, Pyralidae. The coding region runs from base 168 to 1322 and encodes 384 amino acids. The record is from RefSeq and is a predicted model, not a curated record.
CUUUUAUUUCUUCUGCAAAAUCUACUGUUAAAGAAAUGGAGGCAGAUCAGUUGUCGUUGAGAACCAAUGGUAACUGACACUUUAAACUACCCAGGUUGGAGUUACCCAGAUAUAAUGGUGAGAUAAAAACGUGGUUAAAAUUCUGGUCUCAGUUUAAAAAGAUACAUAUGGAUGACCAGAUUGAUGAUGAUGACAAAUUUCACUAUCUGCUCCAAUGCAUGGAAGUAGGGUCGGUAGCUAGAGAAUUUUUAGAAAGUUUCCCACCAUCAGGUGAGAAUUAUAGUAUUGCUAUAGAGCAACUUAAAUAUCGAUUUGCAAAAGACGAAAUGAUAAUAGAAUACUAUGUGAGGGAAUUAAAUCUUGUUCUGGCGCAAGCUAAAGGUGUACAGAAGGGAUCAAUUCGUAGAUUAUAUGAUUCUCUGACGACACAAAUAUUAGCACUAGAAUCUAUGGGAGUAACCCAAGAGAAAUAUUCUGCAUUUUUAUUGCCGUUGGUAGAAUCUGCUUUACCAGAUGAGACAUUGAAGGCGUGGAAUAGAUCACAGGCAAAUAAUAGGGGUGAUGAAAAAUUUAGUCCAUUAUCUAGAUUACUGAAUUUUGUCAAGUCGGAAGUCGAGUCAGAAGAGAGAAUACGUUUGUCUCGCUUCAAAGACUCAGAUAACUAUUGUAGACAAGAUUUUAAUAUAUCUUCUGCUGCAUGUUUAAACACAACGCAUAAUAAAGACAGUAAGAAAAGAUUAAAUACAGGUAACCAAUACGAACGUAAAGAAAAGACUUGUAUUUGGUGCGAUAGACUGUCACAUACUAGCUCAGAAUGUACUACUGCAAUUGGUAAAAACUUAGAAGAGCGAAAGGAAUUUUUAAAAUCGAAGAAUGCUUGUUAUAUAUGUCUUAACAUCGGACAUUCUGCCAAGCGAUGUAGGAAGUAUCCUAAAUGUGUUAUCUGCACCAAAAGACAUUUUCCAUUAAUGUGCAAUGAUAUAAAAAAGUCGAUUGCAGGCACUACCAUUGCUAGUACGCCACAAGAAUCUCAGUCGGUACUAAAUCAGAGUGACCUUUCAAAUAAUAAAACAGUUUUAUUACAAACUCUGGGAGUAAAAAUCUGUAAUGGAGAUGAGAAUAUCACAGUAAGAGUUCUUCUGGAUAGUGGUGCCCAACAAACAUUUGUUACUAAAGAUAUUAUUUGUAGACUGAAAUUAAAAGCAUGUGAUAUGGAGGAAAGUGAAAAUAACCUAAGUCAAUUGGAUGGCAAUAUCUUGUCGUCUCGGUGGCGAUAUAGAAAAAAAAUUAAGUGGCGAUUUAAAACAGCGUUUUGGAAAUGAAUAUUUAUCACUCUGAUUCAAAGGGGAUGUAAAGACAAGAAUCACACAUAUAAAAUUGGAGAUGUUAUUUUGGUCGGAUGUGAUAAUAUUAAAUGUUUGUAUUGGUCAUUAGGCGUAAUUUUAAGAUAUAUCCAGGUAUUGAUGGAUGUCUUAAAGUUGCUAAAGUAAAAACUGCUAAGGGUGAGUGUAUAAGGCCUAUACAGUGGUUGUAUGCGUUAGAGGUUGAAUCAGACGAAUUUGCAGAAAUUAAGAGCAAUACACACAGUGUCGAUACUAUAAGUAAAAUUUCUGAGCAAUUGCCUCGUGUCACACGCACUGGUCGUUUAGUCAAAAUACCUAACCGUCUAGAUUUGUGAUGUUGUGAGACUUGUAAUGUUAUAUGAAAUGUAGUUUUUGUAUGUUUGUCUAUCUUGCGAUAUCAUCGCAAGGGGGGGAGUAUGUUGAGGUUUUAUUUAAAUUAUUUUUAAAGAUAGAAUUUAUUAUUUUUUCUUGUUAUGUCAAUUGAGUAUUUUGUUUAUUAGAGAAACGUCAUUACCUUUUAAAAACAUCUAUUUUUGUACUAGGGAACAAUAUUAUAUAUCUUUAUUCAGUAU